AUGGAGAGCCCCGGCAACGAUCGCACUGUUAGCAGGGGAACCUCGAUACUUCGAAACGUCCAAUCGAUAGCCAGCCCAGUCGUCAGAGCCCUGACCUUUUUGCACGAUAGGAUUCCUUAUCUUCGUGACGUCAAAUACAAUUUCAUUACGCUGCAUUACUGCUAUCUUAUACUAUGGGCCAUCGUUGGAUCUGUGGUAGUGUAUCCUGGGAGCAACAUGGCAUACAUCGAUGCUCUAUUUUUUGCUAGCGGUGCUGCUACGCAGAGUGGACUCAACACCGUCAACUUCAACCAGGUUCCGACCUAUGCGCAGAUUUUUCUGUAUAUUAUAGCCAUGUGGACCAACCCUAUCGUCAUCCAUACGUUCGUUGUUUUUGUGCGGCUUUAUUGGUUCGAAAAGCGUUUUCAACACGUCGUGAGAGAUGCGCGUGCUUUGCGCCGCACAAAGACAAGGACAUUUACGACUGGAAGAGACCAGCAGAGCAAUGCGCUCGAAGGACAGGGCGUGCGUGGCCAGUCCAUUGUUGUCCUGCGCAACGAGGACGGGGAAGCGCGCGAUACGGUGCAUGCCCCCAAACCGGAUGCAGAUGCAAAUUCCGAAACGGGUUCAUCAAGUAAAACCCGCAAUGGCCUUGGCGAGAGCGAUGGCCUUCCAAAGCUGCCUACGCCAUCUCCAUUAUCCGAGGUUGAGGGCAUGCGUCUUCCAUCCCAACGGAGUCCCGAGCAUCAUAUUGCUUUUCUGGAGCACCAGCGAACAGACAAAGAUACGCUGCGAAUUCCCAGCCCCCGAGAGUAUGAUCGGGGCGGUAUGCCCCAGGCCCUGAACGAAGCUGUUGAGAACCAGCCCACCAGUCCCAAGGCUCGACCAGCCGACGAUGAACAGCAACAAGGCGGGACGAACGAAUUUUCUAACCAUAUCACCAUCAACGAGCCGGACAUCAUCCGUUUCAGAACGGCAACUACUCAUUUUCCUCGUGUUGAAUCACGACGUACCACGGGCCGCGAUGAUGGUGACAAUGACCAAUUAAGAACCCGAACUCGAAGGGGCACCAUCAAUGGUAUUUUCAGGUCGAUAACUCAGGAGCAAGACAAGGAUACCUUGCCGUACUUGAGCUGGAAUGCUACAGUCGGUAGAAAUUCCGCCUUCGUUGCUCUGACCGAGGAGCAACGCGAAGAACUCGGUGGCAUCGAGUACCGAGCCCUCAAAACACUGGCACUUGUGUUGGUCGGCUAUUUUGUCGGCUUCCACCUGUUCGGCAUUGUGUGUCUCCUGCCCUGGAUUAUGACCAGUGAAAAAUACGGGUCUGUGGUAACUUCUGAUGGACAAGGACGUCCAUGGUGGGGUAUCUUCACACCACAGUCGGCCUUCAACGAUGUGGGCUUCACCUUGACCCCUGACUCCAUGAAUUCUUUCUACGAAGCCAUUUGGCCCCUUCUCGUCAUGAGUUUUCUUAUUGUCAUUGGUAACACGGGUUUCCCUUGCAUGCUCCGCCUCGUGAUCUGGAUUCUUUCAAAGUUUACAACGUCUGGCAGCGCUCUGUGGGAGGAACUUCGUUUUCUACUAGACCAUCCUCGCCGAUGUUUCACCUUGUUGUUUCCUCGCAAUGCUACAUGGUGGCUUUUUGCUAUUCUGGUCGUAUUGAAUGCUGUGGACUUGAUCUUCUUUAUUAUACUUGAUUUAAACGACCCUAUUAUCACCGGCAUUCCAGUGGGGUAUCGCAUUCUAGACGGUCUCUUCCAAGCAUUUUCGACUAGGACGGCUGGGUUUGGUGUAGUCGACAUCGCUGCUUUGCACCCUGCUAUUCAGGUCUCCUAUAUGAUCAUGAUGUACAUCUCUGUUUUCCCUAUCGCCAUCUCCAUGCGACGGACCAACGUGUACGAGGAAAGAAGUCUCGGUAUAUACAGUCCAAGCGAUGAGGAUGACGACGGCGACGCGACCAAAGAGCCUAGCUACAUUGGAGCGCAUUUGCGUCGGCAAUUGAGUUUCGAUUUAUGGUACAUUUUCUUGGGGCUGUUUAUCAUUGCCAUUGUUGAAGGCGAUCGAUUGGAAAAUAAUUCUGAGGCUGCUUCCUUUAAUCUGUUCGCGGUUCUGUUUGAGAUUGUCUCGGCCUAUGGAACAGUUGGGUUGUCCAUGGGCUAUCCCACCACAGAUGCAUCCUUCUCCAGUCAGUUCAGGGUUAUCUCCAAACUCGUUAUUAUCGCCAUGCAAAUCCGUGGUCGACACCGUGGCUUACCAUACGCGCUUGAUCGAGCAAUUCUUCUUCCGUCUGAAUCUCUGCAUGAGAAAGAACGGAUAGAUGCGGAACGACGUCUCCGUCGUCGAGAGUCGAAUAUUAGCAAUGCACCAGGUGUUUCCGGGCGGGCAUCUGGCAUAUAUAGGGCGGACACAACUGCAUCGAUGGGUAGCAGGACUCGAUCUAGACGGUCGGAGGCUGUUUGA
Molecule: messenger RNA, 2439 nt
Organism: Talaromyces atroroseus
Lineage: Eukaryota; Fungi; Ascomycota; Eurotiomycetes; Eurotiales; Trichocomaceae
Exons: 2
Coding region: 1-2439 (812 amino acids)
Biological process (GO): potassium ion import across plasma membrane; intracellular potassium ion homeostasis
Cellular component (GO): plasma membrane
Molecular function (GO): high-affinity potassium ion transmembrane transporter activity
Source: RefSeq, a predicted model, not a curated record